Monoraphidium neglectum is the source of this 681-nucleotide messenger RNA. RefSeq names its product 20S proteasome subunit beta 1. Gene Ontology annotation, molecular function: threonine-type endopeptidase activity. Gene Ontology annotation, cellular component: proteasome core complex. The transcript has 2 exons. The coding region runs from base 1 to 681 and encodes 226 amino acids. Lineage: Eukaryota; Viridiplantae; Chlorophyta; Chlorophyceae; Sphaeropleales; Selenastraceae. The record is from RefSeq and is a predicted model, not a curated record.
AUGGCGCGCAUCGUGGCGGGCUCUCAGAUCACGGACGCCGAGUACAUGCGGGACAUCAGCCUAGGCACGACUAUCAUCGCAGUCACAUUUGACGGCGGCGUCGUGCUCGGCGCUGACUCGCGAACGAGCAGCGGCACGUACAUUGCCAACCGCGUUCAGGACAAGAUCACGCCGCUUCUGGACAAUGUAUACCUGUGCCGCAGCGGCAGCGCGAGUGACACGCAGGCAAUUGCUUCGUACGUGCAGUACUACCUCGCACAGCACCAGGCCGAGCUUGGUGGCCCUGUGCGUGUGGAGACCGCGGCCAAGCUGGCCAUGCAGAUGGCCUACGGGAACAAAAACAUGCUGCAGGCCGGCCUCAUCAUUGCGGGCCACGACUCGUCCGGCGGCAGCGUGUGGGCGAUCCCCCUGGGCGGCACGCUGCUCAAGGUGCCCUACGCUAUUGGCGGCAGCGGCAGCGCGUACAUCACGGGCUGGUGCGACAAGAAUUGGCGCGCGGGCUUCACGCGGGAGCAGGCGCGCGAGUUUGUGCGCGCCGCGCUGCGGCACGCGAUGGCGCGCGACAGCAGCAGCGGCGGUUGCGUGCGGACGGUCGUGAUCGAUUCCAACGGUGCCGACCGCGAGUUCAUCCCCAACACCAAGCUGCCGCCCACAUACGGCGAGCUGGCGGCGCCAGCAUGA